AUGGUACCCUUCUGUUUUUCAACAAUAUUUGCAGCAUUGGAAAACAGAUUUGACAGUUUUAUGCCUUCGGACAGAGCAGUUUUGAGUGAUUGGAGAAGAAAAUUAAGAAUAUUUGGACUGAUACUUGGGGAGAUGGACAGCUUCAGUGAAUCAAAACAGGCAUCAGGGAAUGGUGUUGAUCUGCAAACUAUUCUGAUUGCAGAAAUAUUGGAGUCUAAAGAUGAAAUUGAAGAUGAUGAAGAGCUGAGAGCAUAUGUUGAGAAGAAGAGAGAAGAUAGAAGCAGGAAGGACUUAAGAAUGGGAGAUGCCAUGACGUUAGAAGUAACACAGAAAACUGGAAAGUCGGGAAUCUCAGUCUCUUCUAUAUGA
Fraxinus pennsylvanica is the source of this 369-nucleotide messenger RNA. Lineage: Eukaryota; Viridiplantae; Streptophyta; Magnoliopsida; Lamiales; Oleaceae. The record is from the annotation of a GenBank genome assembly.